Salpingoeca rosetta is the source of this 1244-nucleotide messenger RNA. RefSeq lists its product as uncharacterized. Lineage: Eukaryota; Choanoflagellata; Craspedida; Salpingoecidae. The transcript is spliced from 5 exons. The record is from RefSeq and is a predicted model, not a curated record. Bases 19 to 963 code for a protein of 314 amino acids.
CACAAACAGUAGCCAGAUAUGACUGCCUCCAACAACCACAACAAACAGCACCACCAGCAGCUGAUGCACGAACAGCAGCAGCGUCGCGGUGGUAGUGAGCCACCGGCACGGCCACCGGCGCCUGCGGUGGAGGCGGUGCUUGCUGCCGCGCACAACGCAAGUGCACGCACGUCUCGCGUUGGUGGUGGUGGCACGCUGCCGGGCCUGAAAGGAGUGCCAUUGGCGCACGGAGGGGCGCAGCGGCUGGACGUGUACCUCAACGGGGAGCAUCUCAUCUUUGCCAGUGCAAACCUCGAGCACUGCCUGCGCAUCUCCCGCAUCACCCGGCAAUGGGACCUCAUCGACCGUGCAGCCUUUGACGGUGUGUAUGUGUUUGGCAUUGAAGAUGUGGAGCUCAUCCCCCUCCACCCAUCAACACUUCCAAAGAAACUCAAUGCGCAGUCUGCGGUGCCGCGAACGGCUGUGCCGGCGUCCGUGUGCUGCAGCGACCGGAGCGUCGUGGUGAAGGAGCAGCCGCGGCGGUCGGCGCACGUGGCCGCGGACACAUUGGCCAAACUGCAGCGCCGCAGCCUUCCAAAUGGGGAAACCCGCAGCACCAAUGGCCGUGGUGGUGGUAAUGGUGGUGGUGACGGUGAGAAGGGAGAGGCGCAUGCUGGGACAGAGGCAGGUGCCAUAAACGGUGGCAGCCGUGGGACAAGCACUGCGACAGAGCAGAAAGAUGGUAACAAAGGUGGUGGUGGUGUGGCUGAUGGCUGUGCUGGUGUUGAUGAAGAGGACGAUGUGACGCCUCCGCUUGAUCCGGCCACACGCCGCAUAUGGGAUCGAUUGCACAGGAGACACGUCAAGGAGAUCAAGAAAAUGUUUUCGCUGCAGCAGGGCGGCGGGUUCCUCUUCUCCCUCUCAGGACACAUCCUCAUGAGGCUCACCGAUAUCAGACACCAACUGCCCAUUGAAUGGUCGUGAAGCGCAGCACACCGCCUGCUUCAUCUGUUGCUCGGCACAUACAUACGCACACACGCAUACACACACGGCACCUUCUAUCCUCCCGUCUGCAAUGACACACAAGUCACUGCGUACCCCCCCCCCCCCUCAUUUCACAGUUUGUACGAACUUGCAACGUGUUUAUUUCUCUGCUCAGAGAGGCCGACAGCUUAAGGGGGGGGGGGUGCCGCCCAAACAGAAUCGAACACCCCGAAAACACUCAAGGUUCCAAAACAAAAACAAAAAAAAAAAAUGAAAGGUGG